This is a messenger RNA of Thermothelomyces thermophilus ATCC 42464, 917 nucleotides long. RefSeq lists its product as uncharacterized. Lineage: Eukaryota; Fungi; Ascomycota; Sordariomycetes; Sordariales; Chaetomiaceae. The record is from RefSeq and is a predicted model, not a curated record. Bases 191 to 613 code for a protein of 140 amino acids. The transcript has 2 exons. Gene Ontology annotation, biological process: protein import into mitochondrial matrix. Gene Ontology annotation, cellular component: TIM23 mitochondrial import inner membrane translocase complex.
AAUUUUUUGAGCUACUAGUAAAGAGGCGAGUCGGAAUAACCCCGUCAUGCCAUUUGCCGUUCAAACAAGUUCCGCAGGCUUCGAGAAACAACAUCACAACGGCCGGACGCUCCGAGGCCUUAUUUUGCGCAUAUCCUUUUCAUUGAGAAGAAGGCUAGCACCGCGGCCGACUCUUGCCACUCUGCACACAAUGGCACACCGCCUGAUAACCCAAGUUGUUUUUAUCGGCACGCGCGUGAUCGGCCGCGCCUUCGCCGAAGCCUACAAGCAAGCGGCGGCAUCGAGCCAGUACCAACGCGCGCAGGCCAAGGCAGGCAACGGCCUGUCAGGGCGCGCCAGCGUCAGCACCGGCAUGACGCUCGACGAGGCCUGCAAGAUUCUCAACGUGAAGCCACCACAGAACGGCAAGGCGGACAUGGACGAGGUCAUGGAGCGGUUCAAGCGCCUGUUCGACAACAACGACCCCAAGAAAGGCGGGUCCUUCUACCUGCAGAGCAAAAUCCUCCGAGCACGAGAGCGCAUCGAGGCCGAGGUGAAGCCAAUGAUGGAGAAGGCCGAGCAGGAGGCGGAAAUAAAGGAAGGGUGGAAUCCCAAGAUCUACAAGGACAGGUAACCGUGGCGCACCUUUUGCCACCAUGUCGCGGCGUGGGGAGCGGAAGCGCGUCGUCGCCUCUUCACUUUGUCCCCUCGACUGGGAACCUUUAAAGCUCGGCUAAAGAGGCGGACACGACAAAAGAGUGAUACACGGAAGUGCAACCGCACGAGGCGAGAUCGGUUGACGAAGAGCGACGGAUGACAAUUGCUCGGCGGCACACGUAAGGGGGAAGGGCUCUGGACAGCAUCAACUACAACCCCGUGUACACAAAUCUUCACUCGACUUUGGGAAGGCCUGGCGUUACGUGGUUGGGGAUAUUCGG